AUGCGCAAACUGUUCCACUCUCCUAAAAAGAGAACUUCCACCUCAACAAAGCUUGAAUCUAUACUACCUUUCCCAGCAGAGACUAAAAAGUAUAAUAACAUUAAAUGUUCGUUGUGUCAAGAACUACUAAGCUUGACGUUGCCCGGAGAGCUUAUUGUCCUGUUAGAGUGUGGCCACAUGUCCCAUAAAAACUGCUUGUCUUUAAUACAAUCAGUGCCUGUUUGUAGUGAAUGUAAUGUGAUGUCGAAUUACGACUACCCUCCAUUCACACCCGUGGACCAGAUUCAGUCGCCUGCCAAAUUAAACACUCAAUUGGAAACACCAUCCUUUACCUCGAGCGACCAAACCAUCUACAAUCCAAGAGUAACAUGUACCAGUGAGAUUUCCGAAGUAACUUUAACCCCACCAUAUGAAAUAGCGUAUGUGUUGAAUGUUCAGGCUCCACUUAUUUUUAACGCUCAUAAACCCACGCUAGAAGAUUUACAGCUAAAAGAAAGGGUCGAAGAGUUUUUGAAGGUGCAUCUUGACACCGAUAAGGAUGUAGGACAACUUGUUAUUUUUGAUAUACUUGAAGUUAGUGUUACGGGCAAGAGCUGGGACCUGGCAUUGGUGUGUCUAUUUGAAAACUACUUUUUAAUUUAUGAAAACGAGCUCUUGGUGGGAAUAAUAUCUGUUCAGCACGAUAUAAGCAGUGUUGACGUGGAUGAGGAACUCAUUCUAAAUCUAGCAAAAGAUUCACUUCCAGAAUUGCGACUCAGGCAUUCAAACAAGCUUGUGGUCCAAAAAUGGGGUACUCUACUACUUGAAAUAAUAGACAAUGAGAGUGUCGUCACUAACAUUUACCAAUUGACUAAUACAUAUUGGACCCACUUGCCCCCAGAGAUUUGUGUACCACAAAAUUUAACCAAACUAAACAAUGCAAUCUUAUCCGGAACAACCAUUUCAAAUUCCGAUAUCGCAAGAAUACUACCAACACCUAAACAGCUACUGUUAAAUUUAAUUCUUGCUCUACCACUAGUUAACCAAACAUCUUUAACCGAUCUAGAAUACAAAACACAGAUCCAACAAAUCUUUCAAAAAACUUUACAUGAACUCAGACCAAAUGACAAGUUGGGAGUAAUUUUUCUUGGAAUAGACGGGUCAAAAAAACCGUGUGCCAAAGGGUCCUUUGUUGGGUGCACUGAACCAAGCUGGAGUGAGUGGAAGCAGGUAAUACGAGACAUUACAAUAGUUCCAAACUCAUUUCAAAGUAACUUACAGGAAAUAAAUGUUGCUAUAGAAAAGUGUAUGGAGCUAUACCCUUUUAUUCCACGUACAACAUCAUCAGUUAACAAGUUUCUAAUACUCAGCCCAAACACAUACUCACAGCUGCCAAAAGACGCACCCAAAUCCAAAUUUAUUGACGCAAUAAACGAAAAACUAUCUUGCACAAUUGUUUGUGUCGGCAGCACAUAUGGCAACUACCAACCAUUCAAGUCUAUUACUACAUUUGGCACUCCUUUCCUACGAUUUGAGUCUUUCGCGAAGUUUGGCAGCUUACUAGUAUACUAUAUCAACGAAAACCUCCACAAAAUAUGUAUUCCAAAAUUGACAUUAACAUUAAAGGCAUCUCAGGGUUUUAGGUUCACUGAUCUUGAUUCCAGAGGGGCUAUUGAUGGAAGUCAGUUGACACUUACUAUUAAAGAUAUUGUCCCACAGACGCAAAAACUGAUUGUGCUCAAAGUGCAAGCAAACCCCCAAUUUGUUGCUUCCAAAUAUCAGACGCUUCCAAUAUUUGAAUAUGAUGGGUAUUGGUUUUAUGAGAAAUACCUCGACACCAAGUUGAUAAGUACGAGAGUCAAGAUAGGUGUCAGCCAGCAACCACCGACACCUAUUGAUGCGGAAGCAAGGGGAAGCUUUACGGAAUACUAUUUAGACAUCCCAUUACUACCUCCCGUGUCGCCAGCAAGAGAUGCUGUAUUUGCCAAAAGACAAACUGAGCUAACCAUAAUUAACUCAUUAAAGAAAAGCAUCGCGCUGGGUGAAAGCCAAGUGUCACUGGAUAUAAUUAAAAGCUGCAUAUCGUUAGCACACGGAUUGAUACGUACUUCUCUUGAAGGCUCUACAAAAUCACACACCAAUGAAUCUAGCCCUGAGUGUGAGUAUAGUAUGUUACAGUUGCUAAUGGCAGUAAGAUACACUGACAAAGGCAAUGUUGAGUAUAUUGAUUUCUUGGUAAAUCAUAUGAAAAGUAUUGCCAAGCUACUAGAAUCGGACCUCGAUGCAGGUAAAUUACGAUGUUCCGAUUUGAUGAAUAGUUUAAUAUAG
Molecule: messenger RNA, 2307 nt
Organism: Candida albicans SC5314
Lineage: Eukaryota; Fungi; Ascomycota; Pichiomycetes; Serinales; Debaryomycetaceae
Gene: FAR1
Product: cyclin-dependent protein serine/threonine kinase inhibiting protein
Exons: 1
Coding region: 1-2307 (768 amino acids)
Source: RefSeq, a predicted model, not a curated record